GGGUCACUACCGAAUCCGAGUCCACGAGGAUAAAGUAUGCCCGUUUCAAAAAGACAAAAAACCAAGCUUUCCAGAGAAACUGAAAAUGGCGGCAACCAGCGACGAAGAAAUGGAAUCCCUACUCCGGAACUUCGACCACAUCUACCAGGAAUACAAAGGUGGGAUUGCAGAGCUUCAAUUGCUGAAGUCAAGCUAUGAUGUUGAAAUUAGAAGGCGUGAAGCUCUUGAAAUUACGUGCAGCAAUCUGAGGACAGAUAAUGAACGUCUAACAAAGAUGUACACCGAGUCUUUAACUAAACUUGCUAAUCAGUUAGAGCGUCGUGCAAAGUGCCGAAAUUUGGAAGAAGAGCUGAAAAAGGUCAACGACGAACAUCUCCACAAGGAAGAUGAAUAUAAGAAAGCGAUGGAAAUGCUUAAACACAAUCACGCAUUCAAGACUGCAGAGCUAGAGGAGAAAAUAAGAUGUUGUCUACUUCAAAAACAAGCAAAUGAAGUUACAAUAAACCAACUCCGGCAGGACUCGUCUGCAUGCAAGAGCCAAAUAGAUAUCCUAACCAACAGCUUGGAAAAAGUUAAUGUUGAUGUAGAGUUAAAGUAUCAUCAUGAGAUACAAGAUUUGAAGGAUUGUCUCCUGGUUGAACAAGAAGAGAAACGUGAAUUGAUCAAGAAGCUCCAAAUUGCAGAAAAAGAAUUGAUGAUUUGCAAAAUGAAACAGGCGGACCAGCAGCGGGAAUCGACUUCGAACCGUCAUGUGGAGACAUUGAAGCAGAAGAUAAUGAAACUGAGGAAGGAGAACGAGGUGUUGAAGAGGCAGCUGCUCGUCCCGCAAUUCGAAGAUAUGUAAUGGGAUUUUCAAAUUUCUCAGCUUGUGCUUGGUAAGGAUUACAUAAACAGCUUCUUGGAAGUUUCAAAAAACAUAUCGCGGCAGUUCAGAAGUUUCAA
Messenger RNA from Magnolia sinica, 942 nucleotides. RefSeq names its product protein At-4/1. The record is from RefSeq and is a predicted model, not a curated record. The transcript has 8 exons. Lineage: Eukaryota; Viridiplantae; Streptophyta; Magnoliopsida; Magnoliales; Magnoliaceae. Bases 86 to 844 code for a protein of 252 amino acids.